Molecule: messenger RNA, 2012 nt
Organism: Benincasa hispida (wax gourd)
Lineage: Eukaryota; Viridiplantae; Streptophyta; Magnoliopsida; Cucurbitales; Cucurbitaceae
Product: carboxyl-terminal peptidase (DUF239)
Source: RefSeq, a predicted model, not a curated record
CUGUUUCAGUUCGGUAGGUUUGAGUUUUUAUUAAUAAUAAUAUAUAAAAAUAUAAAAAUAUAUUAUAAAUAAUAUGAUCUUAAUUAAAUUUCUCAACUUCCCCCCUCUUUCUUCUUCUUCUUCUUCUUCUUCUUCUCUUCUAUUUAUCUGAAUCCAAUGCAGGCAAUCAUGAUCUUGAUGCUGAAAGUCCAUUAAUGCUCUCUUUUUUUCUCUUUUCCCUCUAAAAACCCUCUAUGGAUCUUCAAACUAACCUAAAUUCAACAACUUGAUAUCUCUCUUUCUUGAAUUUUAUUUGAAGUUUGGGAGAGAAAUUAUGGGGAUAAAAAGAGGGGUUUCAAUUUCAAUUUCAAUUUCAAUUUCAAAUUCAUCAUCCCCUCUUCAUGUUCUUCAUUUUGCUUUGCUUUUCUCUCUUCUUGUUCUUCUUCUUCAAAGAUUCACUUUGGUUUGUGGCCUCAAUUAUACUUAUAAACAAGUCAGUAGCUUGAGAUUGGAAAGGAUUCAAAGGCAUUUGGACUCCAUUAACAAGCCUCCUCUUCUCACCAUUCAGUUUUUAUUUUAUUUUAUUCAGAGCCCAGAUGGUGAUAUUAUAGAUUGUGUUCAUAAAAGAAAACAGCCAGCUCUAGAUCAUCCCCUCUUGAAGAACCACAAGAUUCAGAGAGGGCCAACAGAGUGGCCGAAAACGAAGAAGGUGAACGAGAAUAGAGAAGGUGAGAGUGGAAGGGGGGCGGGAUCAGGUGCGGGAGGUGCAUUGCAAACUUGGCGUGUGAACGGGACACGGUGCCCAAAGGGGAGUAUUCCAGUGCGACGCAGCACAGUGAAUGACGUUCUAAGAUCCAAGUCUUUGUUUGACUUUGGGAAGAAAAAAAGACCGAUUCUCCUUGAUCGAAGAAUAGACGCUCCUGAUGUGGUCAGUGGGAAUGGUCACGAGCAUGCGAUCGCGUAUACUGAAUCCUCAGAAGAGAUGUACGGAGCGAAGGCGACAAUAAACGUGUGGGACCCGUCAAUUCAAAUGGUCAACGAGUUCAGCCUCUCUCAGAUUUGGAUCCUCUCGGGAUCAUUCGACGGCUCUGAUCUCAACAGUAUUGAAGCUGGUUGGCAGGUCAGUCCGGAGCUUUAUGGUGACAGCAGGCCAAGAUUAUUCACAUAUUGGACGAGUGAUGCAUAUCAGGCAACGGGUUGCUACAAUCUUUUAUGUGCUGGAUUUGUACAAACAAACAACAAAAUCGCGAUCGGAGCCGCCAUUUCUCCCAUUUCCUCUUUCUCCGGCAGCCAAUAUGACAUUACCAUUCUCAUUUGGAAGGAUCCAAAGUUGGGAAAUUGGUGGAUGGGAUUUGGGGACAACACAUUGGUUGGGUAUUGGCCAGCAGAGCUAUUCACUCACUUAGCCGACCACGCCACAAUGGUGGAGUGGGGUGGGGAAGUGGUUAACUCAAGGGCCAAUGGGCAGCACACUUCCACCCAAAUGGGCUCUGGCCACUUUCCCGACGACGGCUUUGGCAAAGCAAGCUACUUUCGAAACCUUGAGAUCGUCGACAGCGACAACAGCCUCAGCGCCGUUCAAGACAUCUCAAUCAUUGCUGAAAACACCAAUUGUUAUAAUAUUAUGAGCUCCUAUAACGAUCAAUGGGGCACUCAUUUCUAUUAUGGUGGUCCUGGUAGAAACCCUAAAUGCCAAUGAUAGAUUCCACGACGUGCGGAUUAGUUUUUAUUCUAAACUUUCAAUGAACGAAAUUGAAAGUUUUAAAAUAAAAUUUAAUUCAUGUCGUGCUAGUAUUUUAAAGGUAUGAAUUGAAUUUUUAUUUUUUUUCGUUCGAUUAGGGCUAUUUUAGUAAGUAAAAUUAAUUCUUUAAUUGUGUAAUUAAUUAAUGAUCAAUGUGGGUAGCUAGCUAUUUCCUCUCUUGUUGUUGCUUCACUACUACUCUUAAAGAGUUCUAAUUUGGGUGCCUAUUUUGAGAGAAGUAAAUUUGUAACAUUUGAUUAAAGGAUAACGCCUACAAAACUUGUUGUAUCUA